Molecule: messenger RNA, 2110 nt
Organism: Cornus florida
Lineage: Eukaryota; Viridiplantae; Streptophyta; Magnoliopsida; Cornales; Cornaceae
Exons: 7
Coding region: 276-1787 (503 amino acids)
Molecular function (GO): protein binding
Source: RefSeq, a predicted model, not a curated record
UUCUGUUCCUUGGUGGCCCUCGUGCUUUUGCUCCCUUCUUUUCUCCCGUCUCUUUUCAUCUUUUUCUAUCCUCCCAUUCACUCCCACACUCCCAAAAACUCUUUAGCUUUUGAUUGAAACACACACACACACACCCCCAUAAGAGCACUUCUUCAUUAACCCACCCUUCAUACAUUCCCUACUUGUCCACCUACCAUAUCAAACUAGAGGGUUUCAUGUAUAAUGCACAGCUUGAGUUUUCAGUUCUGAGCUUUUUCUCGCACUUUCCCUAGAAAAUGAGGGUCAUGGGUAACAAUGGAUUGGUGUUAAUUCUCACCCUAGUGGUUCUGUUCGCACCUUUCUCAUCCGCUUCAGCUGCUUCCCCAGCAAAAAUUGUUAAUGGGUUCCUCUCAAAUGCUUUCUCUGUUCUUCUGAAAUGGCUGUGGUCACUCAAAGCUACCACCAAAACAGCAAUUACUGGCCGUCCGAUGAUGAAAUUUGAGGGUGGAUACACCGUAGAGACAGUGUUUGAUGGAAGUAAGCUUGGGAUUGAACCCUUUUCUGUCGAAGUGUUGCCUAGUGGGGAUCUUCUGGUUCUGGACUCUGUUAACAGUAAUCUCUACAGAUUCUCUUCCUCUUUGUCUCAGUACAGCAGACCAAAGCUGGUUGCUGGAUCUGCCGAAGGAUACUCUGGACAUGUAGAUGGGAAACCUAGAGAGGCGAGAAUGAACCAUCCAAAGGGGCUCACAGUGGAUGACAAAGGAAACAUCUAUGUUGCAGACACCGUGAACAUGGCAAUCAGGAAGAUAUCUGAUGCAGGGGUUACAACAAUUGCAGGAGGCAAAUGGGGCCAUGGAAAGGGGCAUGUAGAUGGACCGAGUGGAGAUGCAAAAUUUUCAAAUGAUUUUGAUGUGGUUUAUAGCGGAAGCAGUUGUUCCCUCCUUGUCAUAGACAGAGGAAACCAGGCGAUCCGGGAGAUCCAACUCCAUUUUGAGGACUGUGCUUAUCAAUACGGAAGCGAUUUCCCUCUUGGAAUUGUAGUGCUUGUAGCAGCUGGCUUCUUUGGUUACAUGCUGGCAUUGCUGCAACGCAGGGUUGGUACCUUGGUGUCUUCUCAAAAUGACAAGAAAACAAUGAAAACAAGCAUGCCACCAAGUCCAUAUCAGGAGCCUCUGAAAUCUUUGGUUAGGCCUCCAUUAUUCCCCACUGAAGAAGAACCAGAAAAGCAAGAAGAAGGCUUCUUUGGAUCUAUUGGGAAGCUUCUUGUCAAUACUAGGGCAUCAGCGGCAGAAAUCUUUGGAUUUAGGAAGAAGCCAUUGAACUAUCAAUAUCAGCACGAACAGCAGUACCAGCAACAGCAGAAUACAAAUGAUUGGCCAAUGCAAGAGAGUUUUGUGAUACCACAUGAAGAUGAGCCUCCUUACAUCGAAGCAAGGACCCCUACCCCUCAGAAAACCUAUGCAUUCAUGUCAAAGGAUGCUGGAAAAAUGCAACACCUCUGGCAAAGCCGUACUCUCUAUAACGGAUGGGAUCAAGACUUUCAGCAGCAGCAAGUGCAGAAACAGCAGCAGCACCAUAGUGGAUGGGACGUUGACUUUCAGCAGCAGCAGCAUCACCAUCGACACUACUCAUCCGCCCCACAAACUUACUAUGAGCAAUGCUCCGAGAAAACCAAUGAGAUUGUGUUUGGGGCAGUUCAAGAGCAGGAAGGGCGACGUGAAACUGUGGUAAUCAAGCCCUUGGAUCAUGGUAAUCCUCCUUAUAGUCUUCGUCAGAACAUCCGCUCCCGGACCAAUUCUGGCUUGUAGUUAAGGACAUUGAUAAUCUACCUAAAAGUAAUUUUGUUCCAUCAACCUCAUUCCUUCUUGAUAUUUCCAUGAAAAUUUAGAUCAUGGUAGGUGUCAAAAUAUUAUUUUGGAGUAAGGAGUGUUUGUGGGAAGCAGCUUUGGUACCAAGUAUUGUUUAGUCACUUGCUGGCCUAUGCUUCAAGAAAAGUUGCAGUAAUGUGUAUUCUUGGCUAUCAAACUUGAGAAACAGACAAGAUCUUGCUGGUAUUAUUGUACUUGAAACAGUAGUCAAUGUACCUAGCAUGUGUUCUUUUUUUAUUAUUAAUUAUUACUUAUUACUUUUA